Molecule: messenger RNA, 1305 nt
Organism: Dictyostelium discoideum AX4
Lineage: Eukaryota; Evosea; Eumycetozoa; Dictyosteliales; Dictyosteliaceae
Gene: mcfB
Product: EF-hand domain-containing protein
Exons: 4
Coding region: 1-1305 (434 amino acids)
Biological process (GO): transmembrane transport
Cellular component (GO): mitochondrial inner membrane
Molecular function (GO): calcium ion binding
Source: RefSeq, a predicted model, not a curated record
AUGUCAAACAACAACAACAACAAUAAUAAUAAUAAUAAUAAUAAUAAUAAUAAUAAUAAUAAUAAUAAUAAUAAUAAUAAUAAUGAUAAAAAUAAUAAUAAUAAUAUAGAUUCAUCAAUUAAAGAAAAGAAAUUAAAAGAAUGGUUUGAUAAAUUUGAUGUAGAUAAAGAUGGAUCACUAGAUAGUAAUGAAUUAAAAAAAGGUUUUAAAUUACACGCAAAUAUUGAUAUGAAGGAUGAACAAAUUACAAAAAUGAUGGAGAGAGCAGAUUCUAAUAAAAAUCAUAGAAUUGAAUGGGAUGAAUUUUUAAAGGUAGCAUCAGAUAGUUCAUCACCUGAAAUUGAGGAUAUUGCAGAACAUUGGUUACAAUAUUCAACCAAACCAAUCGUUCAUGCACCAGCAGAUGUACCAAGUUGGAAAUUAUUAUUAUCGGGUGGUGUUGCAGGUGCAGUCUCAAGAACUUGUACUUCACCAUUGGAGAGAUUAAAGAUUUUAAAUCAAGUUGGCCAUAUGAAUUUGGAACAAAAUGCUCCAAAAUAUAAAGGUAGAGGUAUCAUUCAAUCUUUGAAAACAAUGUAUACCACCGAAGGUUUUAUAGGUUUCUUUAAAGGAAAUGGUACAAAUGUCAUUAGAAUUGCUCCAUAUUCUGCAAUUCAAUUUCUAUCAUAUGAAAAAUAUAAAAAUUUUUUAUUAAAUAAUAAUGAUCAAACACAUUUAACUACAUACGAAAAUUUAUUUGUUGGUGGAGCAGCUGGUGUAACAUCACUUCUUUGUACAUAUCCACUAGAUUUAAUUAGAUCAAGAUUAACAGUACAGGUUUUUGGUAAUAAAUAUAAUGGUAUUGCAGACACUUGUAAAAUGAUCAUUAGAGAAGAAGGUGUUGCUGGUUUAUAUAAAGGUUUAUUUGCAUCUGCUUUAGGUGUAGCACCAUAUGUAGCAAUUAAUUUUACAACUUAUGAAAAUUUAAAGAAAACAUUUAUACCAAAAGAUACAACACCAACAGUAGUUCAAUCAUUGACAUUUGGUGCAAUUUCAGGUGCUACUGCACAAACACUUACCUAUCCAAUCGAUUUAAUUAGACGUCGUCUUCAAGUUCAAGGUAUUGGUGGUAAAGAUAUUUUAUAUAAUGGAACAUUUGACGCAUUUAGAAAGAUUAUUCGUGAUGAAGGUGUAUUAGGUUUAUACAAUGGUAUGAUACCAUGUUAUCUCAAAGUUAUCCCUGCAAUCAGUAUCAGUUUUUGUGUAUACGAAGUUAUGAAAAAAAUAUUGAAAAUCGAUUCAAAGAAAAUUUCAUAUCAAUCUUAA